UGCCCACGAACGCAGUCGACGCUACGCAAAGCUCUCCUCGUGUUCAAUCGUAAAUAAACCUUAAAGUAAAACCAUAAGAUUCAAAACCAUAUAACCGCCUCUCCAUCGAAACUUACACUAAUGCAAUUCAGCCACCGCAUUCAAUAUUAACCAUUAUUUACAUGGUUUUGAGUCGAAAAUAGAUUGUGAUAAAAGUUGAGCUUAACUGAACUUUUUGCCUUAGCAGGUAAAAAUAUCUUGGGGCUCACUUCAACUCAGUGAAGACGCGUCGCGGUACCACUCGAACGUGUUUGCAACUAAUUAAAAGUUACUUUAGUGUUUUCUACUAUAUUGAACAUUGGAAAAGUGAAAUAAUCUGUCAAAAUGUGCGACGUAAUUUGUUGUGAUCUGUGUUGCGGCCGAUAAGCCAAUCGCAAAAUGUGUGUGAUUCUGAGAAAAGAAGGAGUUGGUUUCGUGCAGAAUGGUUUUGGAGUGAUCUAAAACAGGAUUUUCGAUUUAUGUUGAGCGGUCAUCCGUGAGAUGUCGCUAGCGGACGUGACGUCAGCGCGCAGCUCGCCUGCGCCUGACGCGUGUCCAGAGUGCGACACUAGCGCCUCCGUCACAUCCGACUUGCAUAAGUACCAAGUGGCCUGUACGUGCAAGCCGUCGUCCGCGCAGUAUGCGUGUGCCGACGACCCGGGCCCCGCGCCCCCCGCUAAGACCGACACGCCCCCCGCGCUGCCCCCGCGGCCCCCUACCAGCGUAUUGGCCGCUACCAACAGAAGAAACAACACGGCAGUCGGCUGCAACAACGACACCAGCUGUCGCCGGCGCAAGUAUGCGUGGUGGUGCGUGGGCUGCGGCGCCCUGGCCGCGGCGUUGGGCGGGCUGCUGGCCGCCCAGCAUAUACUGCUGAGGGCUUAUACCGCGUCCCCUCAGCAUCUGGAGACGGUGCCGGCUGCUGUGCCUGCUGCUAUGUUGGUGUUGACCGGCGUGUGUAUCAUGAGUUUGGCGCGCCGCAGCAACCGGUACAGCUAUAUGGUAAGAAAAAUCAAAGUGGUAGGCGUGUGCUGCAUCGUGUGCGCUCUGACAUGCGUUCUCGUCACCAUCACAACCACCGUCAUACAUAUGAACAAGCUACAAACGCUGAAGUUCUGCGAAUACACCAAGCUGACUCGGACCUGCACCUGCUUCUCGAUGCCUGACGGGCAGCACGACGGCGAUGAUGAAGGCAUCCGCUGCGUCUUCGAAGGCAUGUCGAGCUGCGACGUGGUCCACGGAGCGCUGUACUGGUGCCUUCGCGGCGUCUUCGCGCUGUCUGUCAGCGCCGUGCUCGUCUGCAUCUUCAGCUGCAUGCUGGCCUACCAGCUGCUGAGCCACGAACGCAAGAAGAUGUACUGGGAGCAGUUAGAGCUUCGCUGCAGAUCAUUGUACCGUCCACCAGCCGGACAGGCCACACCAGCUCAGGGAAGACAGGUCCAGAGCAACUGUAGCUGCUGCGCGCAGUGCCACCCGUCGCAGCCGGCCUGGGACAUCAGUCUGCAGCACCGCUUCUGGCAGCCAGGUCGCGCAGGGAACCUCUACUCGCCCAACCCUGGUGCCGGGCGGAAGGCGUCUGCCUGGAGCUGGUUUCCUUGGCCGAGGAGUAACAGCCAGAACUCCCGCUGCCGUAUGGGCGGCGUACCCCAAUCUGGCGACAGCGCAUACGGCUUCUGCGAUACCGACCCUGCCCCGUCGUCGAACCCGCAACCUUACGACGACCGCUCCUAUCCCCCCAACUUGAGAGCCCAAGCGGGGUUCAACCAGAACCAACAGUUUGCGACCAGUCAGCAGUUUGCCACAAGUCAGCAGUUCGCACAGAGCCAGCAAUUCCAAGGUUCGAUGCAAGAGGGCUUUGGAGAAGCCAGCGGCAGUUUUGAUGCACAAACUGGGUUGUGGGGACCUCCUCCGCCGUAUAGUCCUCAGGGAAGAAGUGGUAGCAGACAUCACCUUCAUCAUCAAGACCCUGCAGCGGCCACUCUACUUCAUCACCACCACAUAGACGUCCACCGCAACUCCAUGCCCAUACACGACCAUACAAAUAUGCCCAUGCAACCCCAUACAUGCGCCCGCAACUCAUAUCUCAUGCACGGCAACAUGCCACAGAGCAUGUCCGAACUAACCCGGCUAAAUCCCGAACUAAAUCGAUUAAAUCCAGACUUGAAUCGCUUAAAUCCGGAUUUGAAUCGGUUAAAUCCGGACUUGAAUAGAUUAAAUCCGGACUUGAAUAGGUUAAAUCCGGACUUGAAUAGAUUAAAUCCGGAUUUGGCUCAAAUGUACCAGCCGGAUGUAAAUGAGUUGGCUAGGAUGCAGGCAGAGAUGCAUAUAUCGCCGGAAGCCAGGUUCAAUACCCUGAGGGGUCACUUGGUUCCGUAUAGGUCGUGUCAGAGAUCCUUGGGCAUGAGUGCAGGGAACCUUCAUAGGGAUUGCAGGAUGGAGGAAAAUGUGGCUAUAGAAUGCUUGCACCAGAAGAGCGCUAGUAAAGUUUCAGACCAGAGUUCGGAUUCAUGCCAAAAGCAAGGGAAGGAGAACCUUGGCUUCCAAAAUGACAAACAUUCGCCUAUAAGGUCUUCGAUGCAAGACUGUCAUAGAGGAGCGAAUCAGAAUGCCGAGUCUGAGGUAUACUUCGCUGAUGUAUCCAGUUGCUGUAACGUUUCUGUGAAGGCCGAAUGCUGCAUGAAUCCCAACGUGUCUGCUCUAGUGGGCACCAUAGAGAACCACCCUGAAUCCACAUCUGAGUCAGACACUGGUUCCUUCACUCUAACAAGACAACAACGCCCUCAACCCCAAGUGGGGUCUAAAAGACGACCCAGACAGAACGAGAAACUGAAAAAUGAAAAACUACGCCAAGACCUGAAUCCUAUGCGACUGACCGAACAACAAAUUGAACAGCUGAACAAUUCCAUGAGAAUUUCCGAAAGAAUGAACGAUCCCAGAAUUGAGAGAGUGAAUGACACCAGACUCAGCGAUAGAAUGAACGAUUCGAGGAUCAGUGACCGGAUGAACGAGUCGAGGAUCAGUGAACGGAACGACCCAAGAAUGAGUGGAGUGAAUGAGUCCAGAUUGAGUGAUAGAAUGAACGAGUCGCGCAUUAGUGAACGAGUGAAUGAUUCGAGGAUUAGUGACCGUUUGAACGACUCACGAAUCAGCGACAGGAUGAAUGAAACUCGCUUGAGUGAGCGAAUGGAUUCCAGAGAUCGUCUCAAUGAUUCUAGAUUAGAACGAAUGAACGAGUCUCGAGACCGACUCAAUGAACGGAGCGAGAGAGUGAAUGAGUGUAGAAUCAGCGAUAGAUUCAAUGAAACUCGAAUGAGUGAACGCGGCAGCGAUUCCAGAGACCGUCUCAACGAGAGAAUGGAGCGAUUGAGUGACGCCAGAUCGAAUGAUUCCAGACUGAAUGACUCCAGGCUGAGUGAUUCCAGAAUGAACGAUUCCAGGAUUGAGCGGAUUGAAGACAGAAGGAUGUCUGACUUGAAUUCUAGCAUAAGACUCGAGGGUAGUCCUAAAAUGCGGGCUCACAUGAGUCCCUUGCGGAUUCAAAGGUCGAGCCCUAAGAAUCUGCCCAAAGAACACCCUAGGCAGUCCAGUUCCGACUCCGGCAAGCCAGACUUUUACGUGCCACCGCCGAUCAACCUAUCGCCCUUAUCUCCAAACACUGAAGAGUCAUUAUUGUCUGACGAGGAAGAGAGAAGGCCUGACCAAGUGUACUCUAACGAUCCAGAAACUUCCAAAUGCCUCGGUCCUGAUUCCCAGUAUGAACCAAUCAGGGAGGAGAAGGAAGAAAUAUUGAAGACGAACCACCAUCAUUGCUACAGCGACACCAAUACAAUGGAUUCAGGCUGGCAGAGUGGCUCUGAAAAACAAGUCACAGAUUGAGUAAGUGACUUUUAAGUUGAAAUUUCUUUUACUUGAGUUCAAUUUUUGAUCGUCUUUCGACCUUAAGACAAGGCAAUAAGCAGCACAAUUGCUUGACAUUUGACAUUAUUUACAUUGUAUUUUAAACUUUAUUGUCUUAAGGUCUUGAGGCAGAUUUUGAAUAACACACUGCCGUUACUACAGUAAUUUUUGUAGAAUUUGAAGUAUAAUAUAAGACGAAGACACUACCUAAAUUGAGUAUUAAACUAUUUAAAUCGGUCAUGUGUUCCCGUAGAGUUUGUUCUAAGAAAGUAAGUGAUCAGAGACAAGGAAUUCGAUAAAUUAAUGUCAAGUAAUUUCAAUUAUUUAAAAUUUUGCUCUCUAGAAAUUUUUCAUGUUUUAUUUUACUCAAGUUUACAAUUUUUAUUGAUUAAUUGUCAAUUUGCCACUAUUCGUCACAAAGUAAGUGGCAUAUUAAAAGUAAACUCGUCAUAAACGGGAACCGUAACUAUAGUCUGGUCUGUGAGCACGUAGAAUUUUGUCCAAUGACCCCAAGCUGCCCAUCCUUACCGCUCGCGC
Molecule: messenger RNA, 4452 nt
Organism: Ostrinia furnacalis (Asian corn borer)
Lineage: Eukaryota; Metazoa; Arthropoda; Insecta; Lepidoptera; Crambidae
Product: putative leucine-rich repeat-containing protein DDB_G0290503
Exons: 17
Coding region: 520-3894 (1124 amino acids)
Source: RefSeq, a predicted model, not a curated record